AUGGAUAAGAUUCACAGUUGUGAAAUGAUUCAAAAUCAAUUGACUCCACGUAUAUAUCUCUAUGUAAUUCUGGAAUUGUAUUUCAUCUAUAUGACCAAGUCUGCAAUACCAGAUUUAGUUAUUAUAUCUGUUAUAUGUACAAUUCAUUACAAAAUUACUUUUCAUUCUUUAAUGUACUAUUGGUUCAAUAUAUUAAACAAGCUGAAGCUUGCCUUGAAAGAUUUUAAUAAGGAGCUAUUUUCAAAUCUACCUAGGAGAGUAACUCAAGUUCGAUCUGAUCUAGAGCAUGCUCAGGAGGAGGCUCGGUUAAUACAGGAAUUUUGCAAGUUGAAUAGGGCUGAGGAAAAUUUUUUAAGACAAAAAGCUCGUGUUAAGUGGCUGAAUUUAGGAGACCAAAAUAUUGCUAUCUUCUUCAAGGCUAUGAAAAGUCACUAUCGCAAGAAUAAGGUGGUCUCCAUUUGUAGAGAUGAUGUUACUAAAGUAGAGGAGCCGCAUGAGCCCAAUGGUGAGAGUCUGGAUAUGGACUUGCUUCAAAGAGCUUUUCCUCAAAGUAUCUCAACGGUGCAAAAUGAAACAUUUAAUAGUGAUGUGUCAUAUGAGGAGAUUAAAGAGGUUUUGUUCUUUUUGAAAGAUAACAAAGCUCCGGGACUAGAUGGCUUUAAUGCAGGCUUCUUCAAGAGGACUUGGAGUAUUCUAUUGAAGCAAGUUAAUGCUACUACCAUUGCUUUGGUCCCUAAGGUCCCAAAUCCUUCUCAGCUUAUUUCCAAUAGAGUCAAGAUGGUACUUUCAGACAUUGUUGGAUCUCAACAAAUUGCUUUUGUUAAAGGAAGACAUAUUAGCGAUAAUAUCUUUCUUUCCCAAGAGGUGCUUCGAUUUUCGGAGAAGGUUGUUAUGUGGAUUUCUAAAUGUAUCACUAACACUCGAUCUUCGAUUUCCAUUAAUGGCGAGUUGCAGGGGUUUUUUUUUGCUGGUGGAAGAGGUUUGAGACAAGUAGAUCCUUUGUCACCGUGUUUAUUUGUCUUGGCAAUGGAGGUUUUUUCAGGGUUAAUGGGGUUGAUGGCUAUUGAGCAAGAUUUUAAGUACCACUGGAGGUGUGAGAAGGAGGAGAUCACCCACUCGUGUUUUGCUGAUGAUCUUAUGGUCUUUUGUAGAGAUGAGGUUGGUUCUAUAUCUCUUAUUGGGGAAUACGUCGAUCAAUUAAAAGCUCUUUUCCUAACCCGGAUAAGAGUAAUCUAUUUACUGGUGGUUUCUCAUCAUAUCUCAAGGACUAGUUACUUAAUAUUUUGGGAUAUAAGGAUGGCUUCGGAUUGUAAGGUGUUGGGGGAUCGUAUAAUAGCCAAUGCUAAGAGUUGGACUUGUCGCACACUCUUCUAUGCGGGCUAUGAUCAAGUAAGUGGAAGCUACUCUAUGCGCCUUCUAAUGGAAGGGUUGUGA
Molecule: messenger RNA, 1434 nt
Organism: Olea europaea var. sylvestris
Lineage: Eukaryota; Viridiplantae; Streptophyta; Magnoliopsida; Lamiales; Oleaceae
Exons: 10
Coding region: 1-1434 (477 amino acids)
Source: RefSeq, a predicted model, not a curated record